Canariomyces notabilis is the source of this 2211-nucleotide messenger RNA. RefSeq lists its product as uncharacterized. Gene Ontology annotation, molecular function: ATP binding; protein serine/threonine kinase activity. Bases 106 to 2211 code for a protein of 701 amino acids. The record is from RefSeq and is a predicted model, not a curated record. Gene Ontology annotation, biological process: protein phosphorylation. The transcript is spliced from 3 exons. NCBI's taxonomy places the organism in Eukaryota, Fungi, Ascomycota, Sordariomycetes, Sordariales, Chaetomiaceae.
CCCUAUAGGGGUCCAGCAUAGAAUUAGGGGGCCAUCUCAUAUUCCUCCCACCCCAAACAUCAGGUCUCAGAUCGGAACUAGGUUGAAUUUCAACAACCAGGCACAAUGGCUCCAAGUAAUUCCGCAUAUUACAACCUCUCAGUUGUGGCGCACCCUUUGAAGAAUCCCGAGAUUCCUACACGGAGGCACAUCGAAAAGGACGACAAGAAUAACAAGAACGACAAGCAUAACGAGAACGACAGGGACGACAGGGACGACGAGAACGACGAGAACGACGAGAACGACGAAAACAGCAAAAAGGACAAGGACAAGGGCAAGAAGGCACCUCCGCCGUCAACCCGGUAUCUGCAAGCACGGCCCGGGGGAUUUAUAUUCUUGAGAGCGCUGAGGUCGAACGCGGCCGUCUGGGUCGGGCUUUUUGCCGCCGUCGACGUUCCGCAAGAGUUUGUCAUCAUUAAGAAGCUGAAGGGGAUACCAGACGGUCUGCACCAAGGCGCAGCGUCGCGGAAACAGCCCAUGCCACCGGAAAUUGAAAUCUGCUCCAUCCCGGACCCUCUGACCCGACGUCAGUUACCACUGAACCAUAGCAUGCCGUCAUUCGUUCAGCUGCACGCUCUCCAGGUGCACGAUCAGGGGACCCGGGAGGACAAGUGGAAAGAUUUCAAGGCCACCCUCUAUUACAAGUACUACAACGGGGGAACGCUCUUGAACCUCAUGGAUAGGUACAAAGCAGCCAGGAAGCCGGUACCUGAAGGCUUUAUCUGGCACGUUAUUGCCCAGAUAGGCCGCGCUCUGGCAUACCUGCACACAGGAGCAGAGGAUUCUCCAGUCUUCAACAUCAUGCACCGACACAGAAACAAACUGAUUAACCCAGCAUCCAAUGAGGAACACCAGUCAAUUUGGGCAAAGUCCCUGGUCAAGAUCAACAAGGCGCAGGGGAUACCGGGGUGGGAGGUCAUCAGCCACAUGGACGGCCAUGCCGACAACAUAUGGCUGAACUAUCCAAGCGACGAGGAAAAGAAGCGCGACUCAAACCUCGAGGGCUUCACCGAUGCGCUGCCCCAAGUAGUGCUGGGAGAUUUUGGCAUAGCAGUCCAAGCCCAGCACGACCGGCUGGACUUACUGAAGCGAAACGCGUUCUCCAACGUCCCCGAGAUCGAAACCGUCAGGGACAAGGCCUACUUCGCCACCAACCUGAAGUACCUCAUUUGCGCGGCCGACCCGGACGUCCGCUAUUCCGACCUAGCCCACAACAACCCCGAGGGCUUCCAAGAGGCCGCGCGGCGUCGCUCCCAGCACAUCUUAUCCAUGGAGCUGAGCCGGUACAGUCCUCAACUGCAAGAGUGCAUGGACAAGCUGGAGAGCCUGGUGAAACUGUGCGAGACGCGCUUUACGGCUCUGGAGCACGGCCAACUGCCGCUGGAGGAAUUCGCCAGCAACGACUUCAUGUACGGCACCAUGCUCGCCUGCGCCGAUGCAAAAGUCCAUGAGUAUCGCUACGGCAAGAGUCCGCAGGAGUCGGUCCGCUGGACGCAGCCGUCCAUGAGCUCCAUGCCCUUCCGUGUGAAACCCAGGCACUUCAGCCGAGGCAAAAGCCGUCACUUUGCAGAGGUUUGGCGCGGGGUCCAUGAGGAUCUGCAGGAACGCGUCGUAAGAAAUGCUUUUAAUGACUGGGAACCGGGCAGCGUGGAGAUCUAUCAAGCCGGCAUCGCGAGCGGCACCCCUGAGAAGGAGUUGGACGAAGUCCCUUGGACCACUCCGCCGGAGGGGAGGCCGCCGCAGCCUACCGCUAGGCAAGCCCCAGCUAGGGAACAUGGCCCCGAUUCACUAAGCAGUUAUGUGGAUUCGGAUGUGGCAUCGAACGCAGAAGCUGCACUGGCGCGUCGCGCUGCUGUGAUGCAUGCAUCGGAGCUUGAGCCGCGAGCAAGACUGAGAGAAGGAGUAAUGGCGCCGAGAAAAAGGGCUUGGUUCAGACACCUCGAGCGGCUAAGCCGUGAGGAAAGCGUGGGGUCGAGCUCUGCGGAGUCAGAUGCUGAACCCGAACCUGAACCUGAACCUGCGCUGGCACGUCGCGCAGUUGUGGUACGGUACAUGAAUCGGAGCGUCAGCCUCGGAGGGGAGGGGGAUUGUCGUUUUUCAGAGAACGGUGGCUCAGGCAUGUUCGGGAGCUGUGCCGGAACACGGGUUGCAAAAUUUGAAUCGAACCUGUGA